This is a messenger RNA of Hyalella azteca, 1576 nucleotides long. RefSeq names its product immunoglobulin-binding protein 1 (gene Tap42). The record is from RefSeq and is a predicted model, not a curated record. Bases 161 to 1225 code for a protein of 354 amino acids. Gene Ontology annotation, biological process: regulation of signal transduction; regulation of dephosphorylation. Gene Ontology annotation, cellular component: cytosol. Gene Ontology annotation, molecular function: protein phosphatase 2A binding. Lineage: Eukaryota; Metazoa; Arthropoda; Malacostraca; Amphipoda; Hyalellidae. The transcript is spliced from 6 exons.
UAGGGCUUUAUAUGCAACUGUCAUAGAAAGGAAGUACUUAAGUAUUUAUAAAGUACCUACUAUUGAUGUACAGGUAUUUUGUGCUGUGCAUCAAUCAUACAUUCUUGAAGUUUUUAUUGAAGUAACGUUUCAAGGAGAACAAAGUUUUAGAUAAAUAACAAUGGCUAGUAAUGAAGUUUGUGAAGAAAGUGUUAGUGAACUUUUUGAUAAGACAGUUAAUUUGUUUGAGUCAAUUAAGGACUCUAAUUUAGACCAUGGCUCAGCAGAACUACAAAGAGACAUUGAAAAGUGUAGGUGUGCAUUGGAGCACCUAACCUUGCUUGUCUCGCAGCUGGGUCUAUUCAGUGACAAUGAAGGAAUAGAAGAAUUAUCCACACCUACUGUCAAAUUUCUGCUGCUGCCAGCAUUGUUAGGCUACAUCACCAGCAGGAGGAAAUGCCAGCCCUUCAACCCUUGCUCAGCCACAAAGCCGCAGGAGUUUGGGGAGGAGGUUGGUGAGGUGCUUCCCACCCGAUGCCACAUAUUGAAGCUUGCCACUGAGUAUUACGAGGACUUCAUUACUCGUUGCAGGGAUUAUGGUAUUACCAAUCAAUCAAUUCCGAAGAGAAAUGUCAACCACUUUGGGGAACAAACAAGUGCCAGGCCAACUCCAGAGCAAUUGAAGGCCAUGAGCCAAGAAAGAGAGCAGAAAAUACUUCGUUAUAAAGAGAAGAAAAGAUUAGAAUUGCAGCUGAAAGAGCUGCGCCAGUCCAAGGUUGAGCCUGAUGAUGAGACAGCUCGAGAAUUUUACUUGAAAUGGUUGGAAAUGGCCAUCAUUGAGAGUGUGGAGGAGCUGGAGAGCUUGGGAGUGGAGGCGGCCAUGCUGCAGAGGAUGGCUGGUAUGCAGAGCAGUCCUCAAGCCCAUACACCGACCCCUCGCAGCGGCUCAUUCAAGCCUAUUCUGAUCACGCGUGACGCCUUACAAAAGAAAGUUUUUGGCCUUGGCUACCCCAGCCUGCCUGUCAUGACGGUUGAUGAGCUCUAUGAGCAGCGCGCCAAGGAGGGAUGGUACGAUAAGCUGAGCGGUCCGCCGGAUGCCCCGCACGACGAUGCAGAUCAGCGUCCCGACGACGAACAGAACAGCGAUGACGACGCGAGCGAGGAGACGAGGCGCCGCCUAGCAGCCCGUGACGAAUACCGGGACAUGCAUCGUCGCGGCUGGGGGAACACGUACAAUAGGAGCUAGGAGACCGGGGAACACGUACAAUAGGAGCUAGGAGACCGGGGAACACGUACAAUAGGAGCUAGGAGACCGGGGAACACGUACAAUAGGAGCUAGGAAACCGGGAACACAUAUAAUGACAGUAGAAAUGAUAGAAAUUGGGGUAUAAAACAAUAGGAGCUGAAGGGCCAUCAAGGAUGUCGCGGAGAGGGAGAGGAGGAAGACGCGUGCAAUAGGUGGAGCUAGAGGGGGGAGGGAGCACGUAUUAUUGGAGCAAGUUUGUAUCAUAAGGAGGGAACGUCUGGCAGGGGUUGAAUUAAUAUUUUGGCUUGGAGUAAGGGGGUAAAGGGAGGGCAAAAUAUAAGAUAAAAUUUA